CAUCUAGACCAUCACGUUUUCAACUUGCUGUUAUCGCGGGGCUGGCAACGCAUGUAGCAGACACCGCAUGUAGCAGGCACCGCAUGUAGCAUUAAGCGCGCAGACGAUGCCGGCCGUCGCGCCCUAGCCUAGAACUUGUCGAGAGGAUAGAGAGCGCUAGGCAGAGCUCCAUUUCCUGCCGCUGCUCUUUAUUUUUGCUUCGCUCCCCCCCUCAGAGAAUGAAGAAAUCAAACGACGAUCACGCUAGCGCUGCUCCUCUCGUCGCCUUCUCGUCGUUGCAGUCUGCGUGCGUCAGGCCUUCUCAGCCUUCCGAUCCUUCCGAUCCUUCCGAUCCCUACAAACGUUACACGCGAGAGCGACGAAUUGAUGCCGAUGCUGACGCUGACGUUGACGGUGGCGGUGACUGGUCUCCCCAGGUCGUGAUCUCGCACUCCCAAGCAGCGCGUCUGGUCGUCAGUUCGGCCCUGCUUCUCGCGAUUCUUCUCGCUCUCGCCUUCCACUUCGGUCGACAAUCGUCCUCGCGUCAACUGCUCCGACUGAACGCAGGCGGACAUAAUUUUCCGUCAGGCUUCCCGAAUUCUGUCAGGAACGGACUAAACGCACUGACGAUUUCCGUCAACUCGUCUCGUCGUCGCAUUCUUGUCUCUGACGGAGAAUCGAUUUCCACGUCAGCAGGAAGCCUCCCAGCUGUAGCGAAUGAAUCGCAGCCGUCAGCGGCUCGCACAGAUGGAGACGCUUCUCCAACGGACACGUCAGCAGUGAAAGAUUCUGAGGAAAUCGAGUUUUGGGAUGCGAAUGCAGCUGACGAAAAAGAUGCUCAAGCUUCGAACCUGAGCGCGCAAGGUUCGAACCUGAUAAAGAAAUUAACGGAUGGAGGUUCGGAGGGGGUCGAUGGUAGUGGCUCGGGUGACAGUAGCGAGGGUUACUAUACCGCGGACGGGGUGGAGCGGCUGCAGGACCCGUGUGGGGGCAUUGGAGGCAGCAUCAGCUACAAACGAGGCAGCUACAAUCGCAGGUGCUACAAUCGAUGCCACAGACGGACCAAGUCGGGGUACUGCGUGAAGGAGUUGUUAACGCUCUAUGAUGAUGCGUACAGCCCCCUGUGGCCGGCACGCGUUGACCUGCUGAUCCGGAGCUAUGUGUCGGACAAUUUCUUCCUUAUAGCGUUCCUCUUUGCAAGCAUAGAGCAGAUGUGGCCAGCUGGCAUUGGUGACGUCAUCCUGGUGCUGGAUGAGAAUGAUCGCCAUGUGGAAGACAUUGUGCCGACCUGGGUCAAGGUGUACUACGAAAAGAACUAUUUGGACCUGCCCGGGAAGAUCCUCCAGCAGUGGAGCUACCUGUGGGCCGACAACUACACCACAGCGCCGUACAUCGCCAUCAUUGACGAUGACGUCAUCUUCAACCUCAAAGUCACUCCUGGCCUCCUCUUUAAUCUUACCAAUGGCAAGCCGUACGUGAUUGGCAGCAAGCAGCUGCAGAACCACCACUGGAAGCCGUCCUCGUGGUACUUCGUGCACCACUACUUCGCCAACUUCAUGGUGCAGCUGCCCUUCGUCUUCCCCCGAAGCGUGCUGCCGAGGUUCAGGCAGCACACGGCCAGGCGACACAAGAAGAGCUUUGACGCCGCUGUCAAGAACUAUGCGGAGCACGGGCCGUCCUUUGAAAAGACCCAGAUAGCGCACACGACACUGGGAAACUACAUGUGGUUCUUCGCCAAUGAUUCUGUGCACUGGGCUCUAGAGUGGAAGCAGGAUGUCACGCCCAUACCUCGGGUGGGUGUACACGUCCCAUACACCCAGAAGUUUCGGGACGCUACACUGAACAAUUCAGCGCCGGAGUACCGCCUAGUGAAAGCGUAUGUUGAUGUUACAGGGUGGUAUGCGCAUGAAGCAAUGUGCCACGCUUUUCCCAAAGGGGAACUGAGGAAUUGCGACGAUGUGAUGAGGUGGCCCCAGACCCAUAUAUGGAGGUACGUUAUGGAUUGGAAUGAUUGGCCUAUGAUUCGAAAGCACAUAAGGGGAGGAACAGUCUUGUAUGACCGCUAUAAGUGGGAAUUGCAGUGCAUGUAUAAUCGGGUUGUGGUUGCGAGAACCCAGGAGUGGACGGAUAGGGUGCAGGAGAAGCGGAAGGUUUUUGUUGAGGAGUUGAGAAGAAGCUGUGUUGUCAACAAUUCUAUUGUGUGAUAUUAUUAUGUGGUACAAAAACAUUUUGGGCUCCCUUUGCGGAGUUUCUCAUCUCAUAAAUUCUUAGUUUAUUG
Closterium sp. NIES-67 is the source of this 2257-nucleotide messenger RNA. The record is from the annotation of a GenBank genome assembly. NCBI's taxonomy places the organism in Eukaryota, Viridiplantae, Streptophyta, Zygnematophyceae, Desmidiales, Closteriaceae.